AUGGCGCCCCGAACCGAGGCGUUUAAGAGGUUGCAGCAACGUCUCAGAAGAUCAUUGAAGUAUGGAGAUUUGAGAAUCGACUGUCUAACUGCGCCUUUAUCCCGUAGGUUAAAGUCCACACAUUAUUUUUGAUUUUUCUGAUCCAUAAAUUCACAAAAAUAUUUAGAAAUGGUUGUGGAGUAUUUUGAUCACCAUUCGCCUUAUGAUUAUCUGGAUACGGACUUUGCUGCUUCCUCAGUGUAGGUGUUUCUUGCUUUACUUGACUCUGUUUAGUGGGGGUUUUGUCGAUCCUUGCACUCUGAUUGCCGCCAUGAUCUACCUCGAAAGGUUGAGGGUCAGAAAGCCUAAGGACUUCUUGUCGCGGAACCCCAACGAACUCUAUCUGGCAUCUCUGAUCAUUGCAAAUAAGUUCUUGUUUGAUGGAAAUACUUAUGAUUAUCUGUGGUUGGAUGAUUGGGUUGAAGAGUCCAAAAUAACCAAGUCUAUGAUCAACCAACUGGAACUUCGUAUGUUAUACGAUCUGGUAGGUCAUGUUAAGUCAUUGAUUAUUCUGUAGGAAUGGGAUCUAAUGAUAUCUGGAGAUGAAUAUGAGCAUGCCCUUCAAUCCAUUGAACGUUAUGUGGCAACUAGAUCUCUCAAACAGUCAGGCAUCUUGUCUUAUGGAGAUGCCCAUGCCUUGAUGUCCGACGCCAAGCCCUUGUUUAAACACAUGUCUCGUUUCCUGACUAUGUGUGCUUCCCUAGCGUCAGCUUAUCUUCUUGUAUGGACUCUCUCGGUUGGCACUUACCUCACAGCUCAGAAGGCGGUAACCGAGAUGUCAACUAUGAAUGAUUUUGUCCUUGUAAAUGACACCUUCCCAUGCUCCCUCAACUCUGAGAAUGCCCUUUGUGAUUCCGGUCGAGAAGAGGUGGACUCCGAGUUGCCCGAAGCGAUGGUUUCCCAACGUUCUAUGAAUCUUCUUAAUCUGGAUGUCAUCGAGCAUAUCCCUCGUAACAGAACAUUGCCUGUGUAUGAUGGAUCCUGUGUUGCUCAUCGUAGUGUAUUCUCGAAAAAUGUUCGCAUGAGACUUAUCUGUUAA
Messenger RNA from Bursaphelenchus xylophilus (pine wood nematode), 1078 nucleotides. NCBI's taxonomy places the organism in Eukaryota, Metazoa, Nematoda, Chromadorea, Rhabditida, Aphelenchoididae. The record is from the annotation of a GenBank genome assembly.